AAGGAAAGGGGAGGAGCACAGGAGGAGGAGGUGGACGGAAUAAACACAAGAGGGAAGGAGUGUCUGCCAGUAAAAUAAUGAGGUGCAGAUCAGCAGUGCACAGAGCAACAUCAGGGCCUCUGAAUCCAUGACAUGGCAACAAAAAUCAUCUACUUCACGGUGAAUGGGAGACCCGAGCAGGCCGAGUUUCCAGUGGACUGCCCGGCCCAGGAUGUCAAAGAUUUGUUCCGCUCUGCAGCCGAGGCAGGACCCCAUGACAUCCUGAAGCUGUACAACCCCAAAGGCAACAUCAUCAACAUCUCCCCGCGUCUGGAGCCCAACAGUCCGAACUCCUGCUACAAGCUGGAGGUGGUGGCCGCUGACUGCAACAAUGAAUGUUUAAUGAUUUAACACUCAGUGGUGGUGUGUGAUCUCAGACUGCAGGGCCUGGAAAAGAAAAUCUUGAUUGAAGCCGGUGAGACUCCUGCAGUCGUGUAUGAGAUGAAGAAGCAGGUAGAUUCAUUCCGGGAGAAACUGGAGAGUGUGGAACACCUGAGCUGGCUGGGGCUGUUUAAAGACCUGUCGGAGGGAACACACAAGCCGUCCCCUUUCUACCACAAGAGGACGCUGCACAAAACCAGGAAGGAGUGUGAGCACGUGCGGGAAAAGUUUCUUCAAAUGAGCUCCCUGGAGGUUUCAGACGAAGUGAGGCAGUACUUAAAGACUCCAACCUUUGAUAACUGGCAGUGGGAGGAUGCAGAGAUCAUGGUGCUCCUGCAGGUCAUGUACACAGAUUUAGACUUCAUAGCUGCCUUCAACAUCGAGCCUGAAGUGCUGCAACAGUUCCUGUUUGAAGUCUACCGAAGAUACAACAACAUCCCCUUCCACAACUUCAAACACUGCUUCUGUGUUACGCAGAUGAUGUAUGGUUUGAUCUGGCUGACUGACCUGAGGAGUAAAAUGGACAGCAUCGACCUGCUGAUCAUGCUGACCUCUGCCGUCUGCCACGACCUCGACCACACAGGAUACAACAACGCCUAUCAGAUAAAUGCUCGCACUGAACUUGCUCUGCGCUACAACGACAUUUCUCCACUGGAGAACCACCACUGUGCUGUAGCUUUUGAGAUACUGGAGAAGACGGAGAACAACAUCUUCAGAAAUCUGUCCGUGGACCAGUACAAACGGAUAAGAGAAGGAAUCAUCAAAUGCAUUCUGGCCACCGACAUGUCGAGGCACAAUGAGAUCCUCAACAAGUUCAAGUCCAUCCUGCCGACUUUCGACUUCACCAACAAGGACCACAGAGACGUGCUGAUGAUGAUUCUGAUCAAAGUGAGCGACAUAUCCAACGAGGCGAGGCCCAUGGAGGUGGCCGAGCCCUGGCUGGACUGCCUCCUGCAGGAGUUCUACAACCAGAGUGACGUGGAGAAGUUAGAGGGUCUUCCAGUCACCCCCUUCAUGGAUCGAGACAAAGUGACUAAGCCUUCAUCUCAGACGGGCUUCAUCAGAUUUGUCCUCCUGCCUCUCUUCAUCGAGCUGGCCAACCUCUUCCCCUGCUUGGAGCAACACAUCAUCGAUCCAGUGCGAAAGGCUCUGGAUUACUACACAGAGAUGGAGAAAGCUCUGGAGAGGGAGAAGCAGAACCGGGCUCAGAGCGACGGCACAGCCAAGACUAAAGAGGCGGCCGUGGGCUCACAGAGCACCGCCGACGGCCACGCAGACGCCGCCGGACCUCAGGCCUCGAAAGCAGCCUCACACUGAAACGAGGUGGAAGUGAACAGCGCCGAUCUCAGGCAUCUUAUCGAAAGACUGAACAACUCUGCAUUGAUUUAAAUACACUCAGAAGUCUGUACUUUUACUUGUUCAUGUACUUUGCACUAAGCACGAGUACUGUGUGCUGCUCUGAGCAGCUGUUGUUGCAUGAAAUGCCAUUUCAUUCAGUAUUAAAUAAAUAAAUGAAUGCACAAAUAAAUAAAUAUACUUUACUUUUAUUUAUUUAUUGGAGUAUAUUAACUUUUCAUAUAUUGAUAUUUUUUAUUUGAUAUUGGAUUAAAUGGCAUUCUAUUGUUGUAGUUUUGGUGUAUGCAGUAUGUGUUGUGAUGAGAUGGAGCUUUCACUUAGAGAGUUCAGUACAAAGUCUCAACAGUAAAAUAGUUUAAUAUUUCCAAAGUGCAGAACGACAAAUUAGGAUUUGUCUGAAUUAUUUUUUACAAAAGGAACGUGAAGAAUAAAGGAUUAAUGGAUUAUAAAUACGUACAUUCAUUAACAUUCAGGUACUGCAAAAUCACGUUUCUGAUGAAAAGUGUUUUGGAAGAAUUAAAGUG
Messenger RNA from Scatophagus argus, 2300 nucleotides. RefSeq names its product high affinity cGMP-specific 3',5'-cyclic phosphodiesterase 9A. The transcript is spliced from 13 exons. Gene Ontology annotation, biological process: cGMP catabolic process. The record is from RefSeq and is a predicted model, not a curated record. Gene Ontology annotation, molecular function: 3',5'-cyclic-GMP phosphodiesterase activity. Lineage: Eukaryota; Metazoa; Chordata; Actinopteri; Scatophagidae.